Molecule: messenger RNA, 714 nt
Organism: Anopheles merus
Lineage: Eukaryota; Metazoa; Arthropoda; Insecta; Diptera; Culicidae
Product: protein obstructor-E-like
Exons: 1
Coding region: 1-714 (237 amino acids)
Cellular component (GO): extracellular region
Molecular function (GO): chitin binding
Source: RefSeq, a predicted model, not a curated record
AUGGCUCUUCAACAAGUCCUGGUCGUUGCAUUGCUGUUUGCUGCUACUCUUUGGAGUGUACCUGCCGAAGGGGUGGAUCUAAACAAACUGUGUGAAGGUGUCCGAUUUGGCACCUUUGCCCAUCCCGACGAUUGCCGACAGUACGUAAUGUGCGUUCUCUGGAACCCGGUUGUGCUAUCCUGUCCCGGCGGGUACGUCUUCCAACCGGAGGUACAGUUUUGUGUUCAAGAAUCGCAGUAUCAGUGCAAUACUGAGGUAACAUCCGGUCCAGAGGAGACAACUACUACCUCCACUACACCGGAACCAACCACUUCCGUGCCCGAGUGUGUGCACCGUCCAUCGUGGGAAUCAUUCUUCUGUGACAGUGCACGCCGUGCGCUCGUGGCAAACCCGAUGAACUGUACCCAGUACAUCCGCUGUCAGCUGGAGGUCCCGGCGAAUCAGCAUUGCCCUGCCGGAACCGUCUUCAACGACCUCUAUCAGGACUGUUUUCCUAGAGAGCACGAGACGUGCACGUUGGCCAGCGUUCGGGAGGAUUACUGUGUCAGCCGUGCCGACGGUAGCUAUGCCCAUCCGUUCCUGUGCAAUCGCUUCGUCACGUGCGUCCAGCAGCAGCUACGGCUCGAAUCGUGCCCACCGUUCUUCGUGUUCAGCCCAACGGUAGCGCACUGUGUGAAGGGAAGUGCCGUCGACUGCUCGAGUCUGUUGAAUUAG